UUGAACGCUUAAUAUACUAAAAACGUGUUCCCGGCUCGCGACGCACACAGUGUGUCGGCAGCACGUGCGUAGAAAACACGCGACAAAAAUUAAAAAUGCCCAGUUACGCAUCCAUUGAGCCCAAUGGCUCGAGUGAUAGCUACCUUCUUUUAGAGGACGGUAGUACUUUUUUGGGAAAACAUUUUGGUGCCGAUGUAUCCGUUGAUGGGGAACUUGUCUUCCAGACUGGUAUGGUCGGUUAUUCGGAAUCACUCACGGAUCCUUCUUACCAUGCUCAAAUUCUGGUGCUAACAUAUCCGCUUAUAGGAAAUUACGGUGUUUUUGGUGACGAAAAAGAUGAGAACGGCAUACCAUACUGGUUCGAGUCACACCGUAUUUGGGCCGCUGGGCUAGUAGUCGGAGAAAUUUGUGAACGACCCAGUCAUUGGCGGCAAACCAAGACGCUAUCCGCAUGGAUGAAAGAACAAAAUGUACCUGGAAUAUAUGAGAUCGACACACGAGCAUUGACAAAAGUUAUUCGCGAAAAAGGUACUUUAUUGGGUAGGAUAAUGUUUGGUCAACCACCGUCAACCACUUUGCCGAUAAUACCUCCAAUAGAAGAUCCCAACAAGAGAAAUCUUGUUGCAGAAGUUUCUCUGCCGAUUUCGAACGUAUAUCCAAUAUAUAAUCCGAAUGGAUAUCCUCGUAUAUGCGUGGUUGAUUGUGGAUUAAAAUACAAUCAAUUGAGAUGUCUGUUAAGACGUGGUGCUCGUGUGGACGUUGUACCAUGGAACUAUGAUUUGGAUGCUGCCGAAUACGACGGUCUAUUCCUCAGCAACGGUCCAGGUGAUCCCAGCAUAUGCGAAGUAACUGUCGAAAAUAUCCGAAAGGUUCUCUCGCAAGAAAAGAAAACACCAAUUUUUGGCAUAUGUCUUGGACAUCAAUUAUUAUCCAUAGCUGCUGGUUGUAUCACAUAUAAAAUGAACUAUGGCAACCGAGGUCACAAUCAACCGGCAACGCAUCACAGUACCGGACGUUGUUAUAUGACUUCGCAGAAUCACGGAUUUUGCGUCGAGGCAGCUCAAUUACCAGCCGAUUGGGAGGUGCUCUUUACCAACACUAAUGACAAUACCAAUGAGGGUAUAGUUCAUUCAAAUCUGCCGUAUUUCUCCGUUCAAUUUCAUCCGGAACACACGGCAGGACCUGAGGAUCUCGAAUGUCUCUUCGAUGUGUUCUUGGAGAGCGUGAAGGACGAAAUCGAGGGUCGUCCUAGGAUCUCUAUAAAGGAUAGGCUCACUCAAAAGCUAAUCUACGACAAAUCUUCGACUCUAAUUAUACCCGAACGGCCUAAGAAAAUAUUAAUUUUGGGCUCAGGAGGACUUAGCAUUGGCCAAGCCGGAGAAUUCGAUUAUUCGGGCUCUCAGGCGAUAAAAGCGUUAAAAGAAGAAUCGAUACAGACUCUUUUGAUAAAUCCUAAUAUUGCCACGGUACAAACAUCAAAAGGCAUGGCCGAUAAAGUAUAUUUCUUGCCAAUUACACCAGAAUAUGUCGAGCAGGUAAUACAAUCAGAGAGACCGGAUGGCGUACUAUUAACAUUUGGUGGACAAACUGCUCUUAACUGCGGCGUAGAACUUGAAAGAAAUGGCGUGUUUGCAAAGUACAAUGUUAAAAUCCUAGGGACGCCAAUCGAAUCCAUCAUACAGACUGAAGACAGAAAGAUAUUCGCAGAUCGUGUCAGCGAGAUAAAUGAAAGAGUCGCACCGAGUGCUGCCGUGUAUUCUGUUCAAGAGGCAUUAGAAGCCGCUGAAAAACUGGGUUAUCCUGUAAUGGCGCGCGCUGCAUUCUCGCUCGGUGGUCUCGGAUCAGGUUUUGCCAAUACGAAGGAAGAGCUGAGAAUGCUAGCGCAACAAGCUUUAGCUCAUUCCACUCAAUUAAUAAUUGAUAAAUCAUUGCAAGGCUGGAAGGAGGUAGAGUACGAGGUUGUCCGUGAUGCGUACGACAACUGUAUCACAGUAUGCAAUAUGGAAAAUGUCGAUCCCCUCGGUAUUCACACUGGUGAAUCGAUUGUCGUCGCGCCGAGUCAAACAUUGUCCAAUAAAGAAUAUAAUAUGCUACGAACAACUGCUAUUAAGGUCAUUAAGCAUUUUGGCAUCGUCGGAGAAUGUAAUAUUCAAUAUGCGUUCAAUCCUUCCUCCGAAGAAUAUUACAUUAUCGAGGUGAAUGCUAGAUUGUCUAGAAGCUCGGCUUUAGCCAGUAAAGCCACCGGCUAUCCUUUGGCUUAUGUCGCUGCCAAAUUAGCUCUUGGAAUACGCUUAUCGGAUAUUCGUAAUUCUGUCACUGGUAAAACAACAGCUUGUUUUGAGCCGAGUCUUGAUUACUGUGUAGUUAAAAUACCCAGAUGGGAUCUUAGCAAAUUUCAUCGUGUCAGUACCAAGAUCGGCAGUUCUAUGAAGAGCGUAGGUGAAGUAAUGGCGAUCGGACGUAAAUUCGAGGAAGCUUUUCAGAAGGCAUUGAGAAUGGCUAAUGAAAAUGUGAAUGGCUUCGAUCCUUACGUGGAGGCGAUCAACGAUGAAGAUUUGGAAAAACCGACUGACAAAAGAAUGUUCGUUCUCGCUGCUUCGAUCAAGGCCGGUUACACGAUCGAUCGAUUAUACGAGCUCACCAAAAUAGAUCGCUGGUUUCUAGAAAAAAUGAAGAACAUUAUCGAUUAUUAUAGACUCUUAGAAAACAUCGAUUGUACAAAACUUUCGCACGACUUGCUACUGGGCGCAAAGCAGAACGGCUUCUCGGAUAAACAGAUUGCCGCACUUGUGAAAAGCUCCGAAUUAGCUGUCAGAAGACAAAGACAGAACUAUAAAAUUCAACCAAUGGUCAAGCAAAUUGAUACAGUCGCUGCUGAAUGGCCAGCCACUACAAACUAUCUUUAUUUAACGUACAAUGGCACUACCCACGAUGUGAAAUUUUCUGGCGGAUACACAAUGGUGAUAGGUUCCGGAGUAUACAGAAUCGGCAGCUCAGUAGAAUUUGAUUGGUGUGCCGUGAGUUGCCUACGCGAAUUGCGAAAUCUUGGACGUAAGACAAUAAUGGUCAAUUACAACCCAGAAACAGUCAGUACAGACUAUGACAUGAGCGAUAGAUUGUACUUUGAGGAAAUCUCCUUUGAAGUGGUAAUGGACAUAUAUGAUUAUGAGAGCCCAGAAGGUAUAAUAUUGUCGAUGGGUGGACAGCUACCAAACAAUAUUGCCAUGGAUCUGCACAGACAAGGGGCUCAAAUCCUUGGAACAUCGCCGGAGUCCGUCGAUCGCGCCGAAAACCGUUUUAAAUUUUCUCGUAUGCUCGAUAGCAUCAAGAUAUCGCAACCCAGAUGGAAAGAAUUGACAAAUUUAAAAACUGCUAUUGAAUUUUGCGAGGAAGUUCACUAUCCAUGCCUUGUUCGGCCUUCAUAUGUGUUAAGUGGAGCCGCAAUGAAUGUUGCCUAUUCAAAUAAUGAUCUCGAGUCUUAUUUGAAAAGCGCGAGCGAAGUUAGCAAAGAGCAUCCUGUAGUGAUAUCGGAAUUUAUUCUCGAGGCGAAAGAAAUCGACGUCGAUGCUGUUGCUGAUGAAGGAAAGAUAUAUUGCAUGGCAGUAUCUGAACAUGUUGAAAAUGCCGGUGUUCAUUCAGGAGAUGCUACAUUAGUAACGCCACCACAGGAUAUCAAUGCGCAAACUCUGACGGAGAUAAAACGUAUCUCAAAAGAAGUGGCGAAAUCUCUGGGAAUCACUGGUCCUUUCAACAUGCAACUAAUUGCGAAGGAGAAUAAAUUAAAAGUGAUUGAGUGUAACGUAAGAGUAUCCAGAUCUUUUCCUUUUGUCUCGAAAACCUUAGAUCAUGACUUUGUCGCGACAGCAACUCGUUUAAUCGUCGGCGAAAAAAUUGAGCCUGUGGACGUUUUAGCUGGCUGCGGAAAAGUUGGAGUGAAAGUGCCGCAAUUUUCUUUUUCCCGUCUUGCUGGUGCUGAUGUGAUGCUGGGUGUCGAAAUGGUAUCUACUGGAGAAGUAGCCUGUUUCGAUGAAAAUCGCUACAAAGCUUAUUUAAAAGCCAUGAUAAGCACCGGUUUUCAUAUUCCUCAAAAGGGUAUCUUCCUCUCUAUAGGAGAUUUUGAGCAUAAAGAAGAAUUGUAUGAGUCUAUCAAAAAUUUGGAAAACAUGGGAUACAAAUUAUAUGGCAGCGAGGGCACCGCCGGUUUCUAUAUUAAUAAUGACCGUGGUAGAGUUGAAGUAGAAUUAGUGGAAUGGACGUUUGAAAAUAUCGCCAUGAACGAGGAUUCUAGUCCGAGCGAACAUUUUGCUGACUUGUUGUCAAAAAAGGAAUUUGAUCUUGUGAUUAAUCUGUCAAAAAACGGUGGUGUUUCCGAAUGUACGACACAUGGUUAUCGAACGAGAAGGCUAGCAAUCGAUUAUUCUGUACCUUUAAUUAGGGAUGUUAAAUGUGCGAAGCUUCUGGUCGAGGCAAUGAGAAUGAUUGAUGGAAAAGCACCGCGGAUGAAAACAUACAUCGAUUGUAUAUCAUCACACAGGAUGAUCAGACUACCCGGCCUCAUUGACGUGCAUGUACAUACUGGAGGCAUUACAACGAUCUUUGCAAUGCCCAAUACCAAUCCAGCAGUAGUGGACCAUCAGACUUUUGCCAUUGCCAAAGAACGUGCUGCUGCUGGUUCACAUUGCGAUUAUGCCCUCUUCAUCGGCGCCUCAUCGGACAACUAUAAUAUCAUACCAGAAAUAGCACCGCACGCUGCCGCUCUGAAAAUGUACCUGAACGAAACAUUUACGACACUACGUCUCACGGAUCUUACUGUUUGGAUUAAGCAUUUCGAAAACUGGCCUAAAAAAUAUCCUUUGUGUGUGCAUGCGGAAGGACAAACUUUGGCUGCGGUUCUACUGCUGGCGAAAUUGCAUAAUAGGCCGAUUCAUGUAUGUCACGUGGCACGUAAAGAGGAAAUAGAAAUUAUACGCAAAGUUAAGAAAGAAAUGGGAUUGGCAGUUACGUGCGAGGUAUGCCCGCAUCAUUUAUUCCUUUGCCAAGAUGACUUGGAUCUGAUAGGCAGCAAAAAAGGUCAGGUAAGACCUAUUCUAGGAACAAAAGAGGACCAACAGGCUCUUUGGAAGAAUUUGGAUGUUAUUGAUUGUUUUGCAACCGAUCAUGCUCCACAUACUGUGCAAGAAAAGACUUCCGAGAAACCACCGCCAGGAUUUCCCGGAUUGGAAACAAUGCUACCGUUGUUACUUAAUAGUGUGCAUGAAGAAAGAUUGACUAUGGAGGGACUAAUUGACAGAUUAUAUCGAAACCCCAAAAGAAUCUUUUCUAUUCCUGAUCAGCGUAACACAUAUGUCGAGGUCGAUCUAGAUGACGAAUGGAUCAUUCCGGAAGCAAUGCCAUUUAGCAAAUCAAAAUGGACGCCUUUUGCUGGUAUGAAGGUUCGCGGUUCAGUGCAUAGAGUAGUCUUGAGAGACGAGGUUGCUUACAUCGAUGGAAAAGUUUUGGUAAAUCCUGGAUUCGGGCAAAACAUUAGGGAUAUACAAUACAAGACAAAAGUUCCACCGAUACAUCACAUACCGAUGACAUCCGGUCAAUCUACAGAUGCCAUCUGUAAACCACUAUCGGACGGUCUUUUAUCGCCAAAUCAUGAAAAAUCUAACGUAGAUGCUGAUUGGUAUGAGGAGGAACAAAUUGAGUCACAUACGCAUUUCCCGCAACUGGCAUCGCACAAGUCGAAUGUACAUUUUGCACUAGAUAGUGACACAAGAGAACAUUCUAAGGUGUUACCCUCUCAAAGGACUAGCUCGCCCUUGCCAAUUAGCAAUGUUACCAAAUGCAAAAGCGACAGUAAUUCAAAUCUUUUUACGUCUGCUGACGCAUCUGUUUCAACCAUUCGUGUAAGCAGCAGUCUAAUCGGACAUCAUGUACUUACUGUAGACAUAUUUAACAAAGAUAUAUUAAAAAAUAUAUUUGAACUGGCGGAUACUUUCCAAGGUCGUAUUAAAAGAAAGGAACCGACGGACUUUUUAAAGGGAAAAGUUAUGGCUUCCAUAUUUUACGAAGUCAGCACGAGAACAUCAGGCAGUUUUUCUAUCGCCAUGCAACGUCUUGGUGGUAGCGUGACACACAUGGAUAGUUCCACAUCAUCGGUAAAAAAAGAAGAAACCUUAGAAGAUUCUAUAAAAGUCAUGGCAGGAAUGGCGGAUGUGGUUGUACUCAGACAUUCGGAGCCGGGUGCGGUAGCUAGAGCAGCGCCGUAUUGUAAAAAACCAUUGUUAAACGCCGGUGAUGGAAUUGGCGAACAUCCAACACAAGCGUUGCUCGAUAUUUAUACAAUUAGAGACGUAUUAGGAACCGUAAAUAACCUUAUAAUUACGAUGGUAGGAGAUUUGAAACACGGCAGGACUGUCCAUUCCCUUGCAAGGUUGCUGACUCUGUAUAAGGUGAAGGAGUUUCGCUUUGUGAGUCCACCUGGCCUAGGCAUGCCAGAUCAUAUUAUUAAUUACGUGAAAAAACGAAUUCCCCACAAAAUUUUUUCAACCUUAGAGGAUGCUCUGCCCGAUACCGAUGUUCUUUACAUGACACGAAUACAACGCGAGCGUUUUGCCACACAAGAGGAAUAUGAUCAGAUGUGCGGACACUUUAUUGUUACCCCGAAAUCGAUGUCUUGCGCAAAGGAUAAAAUGAUGGUAAUGCACCCUCUGCCACGUGUCUUUGAGAUAAGUACAGAAUUCGAUUCAGAUCCACGGGCUUAUUAUUUCCGACAAGCUGAAAAUGGAGUCUACGUGCGCAUGGCAUUGUUAGCCAUGGUGGUUGGAAAAAACUAACUGUCUGUCUUCUGUGGAUUAAAAAACAUAUUAAAGAAGAUUCACCUAAAGAAGAUUUAAAUUCAACAAUUUUAAUUAGACUGUGGUGCGCACGUAAAAGCCAAGAGCUAAAUUCCGAUAUUCCACCAUCGCGACAAGUGAUUUAGCGAUAAGAUUUAUAAAGAAGUUCACUAAAAUCGCGUAGCGACAAUUCUAACAACAUAUUAUGUUAAUUAUAAAUUGUAAUUUUAUAUAAAUUUUCUUUGUAAAACGACAAACUUCUUAAAAUAAUUUCUGUUUCUCAUUUUUUAUUAAAUAACAUAUUAAUACAUAAAUAAUAUUAAA
Molecule: messenger RNA, 7145 nt
Organism: Formica exsecta
Lineage: Eukaryota; Metazoa; Arthropoda; Insecta; Hymenoptera; Formicidae
Gene: rudimentary
Product: CAD protein
Exons: 26
Coding region: 96-6821 (2241 amino acids)
Biological process (GO): UTP biosynthetic process; L-arginine biosynthetic process; L-citrulline biosynthetic process
Cellular component (GO): cytoplasm; carbamoyl-phosphate synthase complex; cytosol
Molecular function (GO): amino acid binding; metal ion binding; carbamoyl-phosphate synthase (glutamine-hydrolyzing) activity
Source: RefSeq, a predicted model, not a curated record